AUGACUCCUCAAGAAAUCAAUGUUGACACUCUGGUCAUUGGCGCCGGUCCAACUGGCCUUGGAGCUGCAAAACGCCUACAGCAAUUGAACAAUGUUUCCUGGCUGAUUGUCGAUUCCAACCAAACCCCCGGUGGUCUCGCCUCGACCGAUAUCACGCCGGAAGGCUUUCUAUUCGAUGUCGGCGGCCACGUCAUUUUUUCUCACUACAAGUACUUUGAUGACUGCCUUAACGAAGCCCUGCCCAAGUCGGAUGAUUGGUACGAGCAUCAACGCGUAUCUUACGUCCGCUACCAAGGACUUUGGGUUCCUUAUCCGUUUCAAAACAAUAUAGCCGUUCUGCCCAAGGAGGAGCAGGUGAAAUGCCUGAGUGACCUCCUCGAUGCCGCACUCGAGGCUCGUGUGCGCCCUGCCACGGACAAGCCCAAGAAUUUCGACGAGUGGAAUAUUCGAAACGUUGGCCAACGUUUGAAUGAAAUAUUCAUGCGUCCGUACAACUUCAAAGUAUGGGCCGUUCCUACUAGCCGCAUGAACUCCACCUGGGUUGGUGAGCGUGUUGCCGCUCCCAACGUCAAACUGCUUACUACAAAUGUCAUCCGUAACAAGGUGGCUGGUAACUGGGGUCCGAAUGCUACAUUUAAAUUCCCCGCGCACGGUGGUACUGGUGGCAUCUGGAUUGCAGUGGCCGACACCAUCGCUAACGAGAAGAAGCGUUUCGGCAAUCAUGGUACAGUCAUUAAGGUAGACGCUGACUCCAAGAAGGUAUAUCUGAAAGAUGGUACCGUGGUAAAAUAUGGCUCCUUGGUCUCAACUAUGGCUGUCGACUUUCUUGCCGAGUCGAUGGGUGAUGCCAAACUGCAGCAAAUGUGCAAACCGCUCUAUUAUUCUUCCACCAAUGUAAUUGGCGUUGGCAUCCGGGGUGAACGCCCCGAGCGCAUUGGUGACAAGUGCUGGCUAUACUUCGUAGAGGAUAACUGCCCCUUCUAUCGCGCCACCAUUUUCUCCAACUAUUCUCCUUUCAACCAGCCCAACAAGAAUGUCAAGCUUCCCACGAAGCAGCUUGCUAAUGGCAAGAAGCCUGCCUCAUUUGAACCCCAGGCUGGUCCGUACUGGUCUAUUAUGCUUGAGGUAUCGGAAUCAUCCUACAAACCGGUCAACCAUGAGACUCUGCUAGCCGAUAGCAUCCAAGGGCUGAUCAACACCGAGCUGCUGAAGCCAAAUGAUGAGAUAGUCAGCACCUACGUCCGUCGCUUCGACCACGGCUAUCCCACUCCAAGCCUAGAGCGUGAUGGCGCAUUGAACGAAAUUCAGCCCUAUCUCCGCCAGAAGGAUAUCCUUUCUCGUGGUCGCUUCGGGUCAUGGAAGUAUGAGGUUGGUAACCAGGACCACAGCUUCAUGCUUGGUGUUGAAGCUGUUGAUAACAUCAUUUCCGGUGGCAUCGAGCUGACUUUGUCGUACCCUGACUUUGUCAACACCCGUGCCAAUACGGAGCGUCGCUUGACUUCAAAAACUUCUUAA
Molecule: messenger RNA, 1515 nt
Organism: Talaromyces proteolyticus
Lineage: Eukaryota; Fungi; Ascomycota; Eurotiomycetes; Eurotiales; Trichocomaceae
Exons: 8
Coding region: 1-1515 (504 amino acids)
Molecular function (GO): oxidoreductase activity
Source: RefSeq, a predicted model, not a curated record